This is a messenger RNA of Pomacea canaliculata, 1313 nucleotides long. RefSeq lists its product as uncharacterized. The record is from RefSeq and is a predicted model, not a curated record. Bases 25 to 651 code for a protein of 208 amino acids. NCBI's taxonomy places the organism in Eukaryota, Metazoa, Mollusca, Gastropoda, Architaenioglossa, Ampullariidae. Gene Ontology annotation, molecular function: protein binding. The transcript is spliced from 3 exons.
UACUUAUUUAUUACACGACACAGGAUGUUAGUGGUCACUGGCAGCUGUAUAAAAUGGGUUCCUUUGCCUCUUCAAAACCUAACACGUCCACGAGGUCCAGCAAAGAACAUCAACUACCAGAGACCAGUUUUCAGCAAGUCCACCAUGGCCAUCAUAUUCCUAGCAUUGCUGAUGUCAAUGGUGUCAAUGGUGUCAACGGUGCCAAUCUCUGAUGCACAGGCCAUUGACAUCUACGAGGCGAUACAAGAGUUGAAUCGCACUGUUGCAAGCCUUCAACAAAGGUAUUACUUUAUGGCAACUUUCAACGAACAAACAGUUCUUGCAGCAGGAGUUGCCAAGUUUGACAAGGUACUGUCGGAUGAGCUCGGCCUGUAUGAUGAAGGGUCAGGGAAGUUCACUGCUCCUCGCUCGGGUCUGUACCUCCUUACUGCUCAGAUUUUGAUCAAGGGAACUGGUCAUGCCAGCCUGGAAUUGCAGUUAAAUUCAAACUUACUUGCCGUGUGGAACAUUGGCUCCGGCAAGGACCUCAGUGGCCAGAUUGUGUACCCGGUCUUACUCAAGAAGGACGAUACCGUUCAAGUGGUGUCCCGGGGCAAAGUUAGUAUCUAUGGAGAAAACCAUUCUUUCUUCUCGGCCUAUCUGAUUAAAUAAGGAUGUCAGAGGUGGUCAGUGUCACUCUGAAUAUUUCUAUAGCACAGGUAGCAUCUGAUUAACCCUCAAACACCUUGUUCUGAAGCCAUUGUACAACCUAUAAAGUUGAUAUGAACUGAAAACUAGUUAAAUAUGUUUUCUUAUCCUGUAAUAGUUUUAUGAAUAAAAUUGUCUGUAAGAGCACUGUUACUUUUCCAGUAUAGCCUAGUGAAAUGAAAAUAAAGAUAUAUUUCAAGAUGAUGUGAAAGCACGAGGUAUCUUGAUAAUUUUCAUGAGAAAAGAACACAAAGAGGAAAGCAUUAAGUGAACGAGAAAAAAAUUUGCACGAAUUACAUGAGCUUUGAUGCCAAAGUAACUGGUAUACUAGAAUGAUCAGUUAAUUAUUAACAACAUUGUAUUAUAUAAUAUCUGACUUACGACAAGCUGCUUCCUCAUAUUAGUUAACUUUGUGAUUCAAACUAACUGCCACAUGUCGCACAACAGUUUCUGGAAUUGGAACGUAUCAUUGUGCUCAAAAAAUAUGUGUCAAAACAUUGACUUUGGACCUUGGAAGACAUAAAGGAACAAAAAAUAACUGGCAUAUUGGAGAAUGUGAACAGUAGCAUGUAAUUGUGAAACUAUUUCUGUGAACUGAUAGAAAUAAAAAAGCCAGAGACGCAAGA